CCAUUUUAUCCGGGGAAUGUUGAUAUUGGGACACUUGGCUGUAUUAUUUUGAAGAAACUAGCUAGUGAGCUAGUUGGCGUAAACAUUUUACAUAGUUAAUUGUGUUUUCCAUAGAAGUACACUAAGUAACAUCAAUGAGUUGUAAAGGAAACUCAAAUGAAACUCUUAAACGUAAAGUUGUGUAUGUCUACAGCCCCCAAUACAUCGAGACAUGCGACUCGUUAUCAAAAGUCCCCAACCGGGCAAGUAUGGUGCAUUCCCUCAUAGAAGCAUAUGGGUUGCUUCAGCACAUGAGUAUUGUCAAGCCCCAUGUUGCGACCAUCGAGGAGAUGGCUAAGUUCCACACAGACGCCUACCUUGAGCACCUUUACAAAAUCAGCCAGGACGGGGACAACGACGACCCCCAGUCUGGAGACUUUGGACUGGGUUAUGACUGCCCGGUGGUGGAAGGCAUCUACGACUACGCCGCGGCGGUGGGCGGGGCCACCCUGACGGCCGCCCAGUGUCUGCUGGACAAGAGGGGCGAGGUGGCCAUCAAUUGGGCCGGAGGCUGGCACCACGCUAAGAAGGAUGAGGCUUCAGGGUUCUGCUACGUGAAUGAUGCAGUGCUUGGAAUCCUUAAGCUGCGGGAGAAAUAUGAGAGAGUCCUGUACGUGGAUGUGGACCUUCAUCAUGGAGAUGGUGUGGAAGAUGCCUUUAGUUUUACCUCCAAAGUGAUGACCGUGUCGCUGCACAAGUUCUCCCCCGGCUUCUUUCCAGGCACAGGAGAUCUGUGUGAUACAGGGUUGGGUAAAGGACGCUGGUACGCAGUCAACGUCCCUCUAGAUGACGGCAUUAAAGACGACCGAUACUUCCAGGUGUUCACCAGCGUGAUGCAGGAAGUGCAGACGCUGUUUAACCCCGAAGCGGUGGUGAUGCAGCUGGGAGCCGACACCAUGGCCGGCGACCCCAUGUGCUCCUUCAACAUGACCCCUGUCGGCGUGGCCAAGUGUCUGCGGCACGUACUGGACUGGCACCUGCCUACUCUGCUGCUCGGAGGAGGAGGGUAUAACUUAGCCAACACGGCCCGCUGUUGGACCUACCUGACUGGUACCCUGCUAGGACAAACACUGGCCUCUGAAAUACCCGACCAUGAGUUCUUCACAGAGUAUGGUCCCGACUACUCCCUGGAGAUCAGUCCCAGCUGUCGACCGGACCGCAACGAGACCAAACACCUGGACACGGUCAUCUCCACCAUCAAAGGGAAUUUGAAGAAUGUGGUUUAAAGGAGGAGUCUCUGUCUCCUGUUUCCAAUCAGGUCCUCCUGGGGUAAUGAACUCUCACACAAACAUACACACACGCUAAUGAGGAAAGUAUGUUGAAGCUCCAUCUUUUGCCAAUGGAGGUGUGUGUGGAGUUGGAGAGAGAUUGGAAAACAUGACUUUGAAUGUUUCUGGGGAGGGGGGGUAACUUUUAUUGCAGGGGCCUAGAAUGAGGAUAAGGGUCCAGUUGUUGCCUGUUUCACUUUCAGUCUGUGUCCUUCAGUUUAUGUACUUUUUUUUUUUUAACUGGGGGAGGGGGAUUUGGGUUCAACUAGCCAUGGACCACUGAAAAUUUCUUCCCAAUAAAAUGGCUUGUAAUGACAAACCAUCUCAGAGUUGGAGGGCAGAUUCAAGAACAAAAUUCAGAAGAUUCAUUUUUCUUUUUAAAUCCUUAAUGAAAUGACAUGGCCCAGAAAAUACCUAGUUUCAUUUUACUUCUAAAUUCUCAGACCAGGUCUUCAGCUAUGGUUAUUAAGUCAGAGGUUUGCCCAAAUGGGUUGUGGGUGGACUGGAAAACUAUCAAACAUCUAUGUACUAAAGUGUUGGAAACACAUAGGGCAGGCAGUGGUGGUAUUUAAUGUACAGUUGUGCUAAAUUAAUAAAGCAGACACAUGGGGACUUGUGUUACCUCCUUGGCCCAAUGACAAAUCAACCCCUAAAUACUAGUGCUCUCUAGUCUAUCCAUUUAACCAGCAUAGUGCAGCUAAAUAUUUUGCUGUGCAACCUGGAUUUAAUUUUUUUUCUUAAAAAAUUCACUAUUCUACUUUCUACCUCAUUUAUUUACACCAAUGCUCCUUGUACAUUUUAAAAAAAUAAAUUAAAGAAGAAUCAACUUACAAAUCUGUCUUAUGCCCUCGUGGAGAUCUGAGAGGACUUGACAGAUGUAUGCAAUCUAGUAAUUGCUUCAACUUGUCCUCGGAUAGAACGUGCAUAAGAUUCCCCAUAAUACUUAUACCAGUCAUAUCCUCUCAGAUCUCCAAAAGAGCAUGAGGUUAAGGGGUCGAUUUGGGAUUGGGCUUUUAACUUGCUUGCCUCGUGCUGCAUGUUAAACCCCACUGGAUAUAAGUACCAAAACAGACAGUCUGGGCUGAGUUACCCAAAACAACGAAGAUAAUCUUAAGCCUGAGCAAGAACCCCAACAACAACUUUGGUAUUAUAUGAUCUUGGUGCCAAAGUGACUCGUCAGCAUAUUUCUUGUCAGUUGAGGAACAGACAAGGAUAACUCUUAGCAUUAUUUUGUACUGCACAGUCAAUGUGUUUGAAGUUGCAUGUUAAUGAUAUGAUCUCCUGUGAAAUGAAGUCUAGCAAAAGCAAAUUUGUCCCGUUUCCAUUUUAAUGGCAUGUUUUAAAUUGAACUGUUCAUUAGGAGUGUAAGUGUUUUGUAUCAUUUUGCUUUUGGUUUCACAAAAGUAUGACAAUGUUGAGGGAAAAUGCUUUUUAAAGGGUUUGUUUUUGCCUUCUGUACAAUGUAAAUAUAAUCUUUUAGUAAAAAAAAGUGACUUUGUUGUUAAA
Esox lucius (northern pike) is the source of this 2813-nucleotide messenger RNA. It is a transcript of the gene hdac8, whose product is annotated as histone deacetylase 8. Lineage: Eukaryota; Metazoa; Chordata; Actinopteri; Esociformes; Esocidae. The transcript has 11 exons. Gene Ontology annotation, molecular function: histone deacetylase activity. The record is from RefSeq and is a predicted model, not a curated record. Bases 135 to 1265 code for a protein of 376 amino acids.